AUGUGGCCCUUCACUGGAAGAAAUGGAGAUCAACAGUGUAAUACAGGGUUAGGCGAUGGUCUACUGAACGAAUUGAAAUCUUUCCUUCUCAAAGAAAAUACAGAGGCAAAGCGAUUUGGAUCUACCGAGUCAACAAAAUUUGAUUCUUUGCCUCAUGACAGGCAAGUUCGCAGUAAGCUACAACGACUUCCACAAAUGACAGAUGAUGAGUUGUACAAAUUGGAAGAGUAUAAAAAUGCUAACCAGUUACACAAGACAGUCUCCAUCAACUGUGCCGAAAUUGAGUACAAUUUACAUCAAUGUUAUGAACAAUUUUCGACCAUUCGAAAUAUGUUUCAAUACCCAUGCUUUCAGCAGCAAAAUGACGUGAAAAGGUGUAAGAACUUACAGACUGAUGGAUUGAAAGUGUUACAUUAUCAAGAUUGCUAUAAUGUACAGCAAUGCAAUGCAAUGAAGUCAUUUGUGGAUCAGGUUUUUGUUAAAAACUUUGGUGAGUUUGGAGAUAUGAGUGGCAAGGAGGACAAGAUCGAUGCUUACUAUCGUGAUCUAAAUCAUGGAUUUAGAUACUUUUGGUCUUAG
Messenger RNA from Lodderomyces theae, 579 nucleotides. RefSeq lists its product as uncharacterized. The coding region runs from base 1 to 579 and encodes 192 amino acids. The record is from RefSeq and is a predicted model, not a curated record. NCBI's taxonomy places the organism in Eukaryota, Fungi, Ascomycota, Pichiomycetes, Serinales, Debaryomycetaceae. The transcript has a single exon.